Messenger RNA from Lycium ferocissimum, 831 nucleotides. RefSeq lists its product as uncharacterized. Bases 1 to 831 code for a protein of 276 amino acids. NCBI's taxonomy places the organism in Eukaryota, Viridiplantae, Streptophyta, Magnoliopsida, Solanales, Solanaceae. The record is from RefSeq and is a predicted model, not a curated record. The transcript is spliced from 2 exons. Gene Ontology annotation, molecular function: nucleic acid binding.
AUGAUUUUAGUCGAAAGACAUGGGUUUAUAUUUUGCAGGAAAAAAUCUGAAGCUUUUAUAAGUUUUAAAAGCUUCAAAGCUCUUGUUGAGAAGGAGACAGGAUGCUCCAUAAAGAUUCUGCGUACUAAUCGUGGAGGGGAGUAUCUUUUACAAGAAUUUAUAAAUUUUUGUGAAUCGCAUGGGAUAUGUCGGCAACUUACAACAGCAUAUACUCCUCAACAAAAUAGAAUAUUCCUCGUGCUAUUCGAACAUGACACCGAGAAGAAGCUUGGAGUGGAAAACAACCGUGAUGUUCAACACUUGAAAGCAUUUGGUUGCAUUGCAUUUGCUCAUGUAUUGGAUCGAAAAGAACAAAGCUUGAUGACAAAGCCAACAAAUGUGUUUUUCUUGGUGUUAGCAAGAGUCAAAAAGCCUACAUGUUUGACAAUCCCGUAUCGAAGCGUGAUUAUCGGUCGCGGAUGCGGUGUUUGUGAAGAUAAUUUUUGGCCAUGGGAAGAAAAGCCAAACAACCAACAACUUCCUUUGGAUCUUGAUGACGGAUACAAGGAGCAAGAGCAACCAGUAGCUGACAUAGGUGCUUCUACCUUGGUGCAUCAAGAAGGCAUUAGUUCCCAACCUCAACGAAAUCGAAAACAGCCAACAUGGAUGGCAGAUUAUGAGGUGCGUGGACGUGAUAAAUCUGGAAAUGACGAUUCACUUAUAUACUUAGCUUUAUUUCCUGGUUGUGAUCCUGUAAGAUUUGAGGAUGCCUCUAAAGAUUUAAAGUGGCAGAAAGCAAUGGAUGUUGAGAUUGCAACAAUUGAAAAGAAAAAGAUCUGGGAGCUGCGAUGA